Messenger RNA from Urocitellus parryii (Arctic ground squirrel), 2256 nucleotides. NCBI's taxonomy places the organism in Eukaryota, Metazoa, Chordata, Mammalia, Rodentia, Sciuridae. The record is from RefSeq and is a predicted model, not a curated record.
AUGAUUCUACCAUGUGUCAUCGCUACUAUAGCUUUUGGAAUGGGCAUUAAUAAAGCUGACAUUCGAAGAGUCAUUCAUUAUGGUGCUCCUAAAGAAAUGGAAUCAUAUUAUCAGGAAAUUGGUAGAGCUGGCCGUGAUGGACUUCAAAGUUCUUGUCAUGUACUCUGGGCUCCAGCAGACUUUAACUUAAAUAGGAACUGCCUUACCGAGAUACGUAAUGAAAAGUUUCGAUUAUACAAAUUAAAGAUGAUGGCAAAAAUGGAAAAGUAUCUUCAUUCCAGGAGAUGUAGGCGACAAAUCAUCUUGUCUCAUUUUGAAGACAAACAACUAAGAAAGGCCUCCAUGGGUAUUAUGGGAACUGAAAAAUGCUGUGAUAAUUGCAGAUUCAGAUUGAAUCAUUGUGAUUCUAAUAAUGACUCAGAUGAUACAUCACAGGACUUUGGUCCACAAGCAUUCCAGUUGUUAUCUGCUGUGGGCAUCUUAGAGGAAAAGUUUGGAAUUGGGGUUCCAAUUUUAUUUCUCCGAGGAUCUAGUUCUCAGCGUAUUGCAAAUAAAUAUCGUAGUCACAGUUUUUUUGGCACUGGUAAGGAUCAAACAGAGAAUUGGUGGAAGGCCUUAUCCCGUCACCUCAUAACUGAAGGAUUCUUGGUAGAAGUUCCUGGGCAUAACAAAUUUGCAAAGAUUUGCACCCUUACAAAAAAGGGUAGAAAUUGGCUUGAUAGAUCCAAUGCAGAAUCUCCUCAGAGUCUUAUGCUUCAAGCUGAUGAAGAGUUGUGUCCAAGGAAGUUUCUUCAGCCAAGUUCUAAAACUGUAUCUUCAGGCACCGAACCGCAUUCUUCUAAUCAAAUACCAAUUGAAUUAACUGCAGAGAAGCAGUCUAACUUGGAGAGGAGGUGUUCUUCCAAAGCACUUGCUAACAUUUCUUCUGGGAGUAACAUUCCUAAAAAAAGUAUCAUGGUGCAUUCAUCAGAAAAAUCUUACAGUUUCUCAGAUCCUGUUCUUUUGGCCCAAGAGCAAGAGACUCAGAUUAUGUUAUAUCGCAAAUUGGUAGAAGCUAGACAGAGACAUGCCAAUAUAAUGGAUGUUCCUCCAGCUAUUUUGGCAACAAAUAAAAUAUUGUUGGAUAUGGCCAAAAUGAGACCAACGACAGUUGAAAAUGUAAAACAGAUCGAUGGUGUUUCUGAAGGCAAAGCUACUGUGUUAGCUCCUCUGUUGGAAGUCAUCAAACAGUUCUGCAUAGAAAAUAGUAUUCAGACAGACCUCUUUUCAAAUAUAAUACCUCAAGAAGAACAAAAGAAAAGUCUGGAAGUUAAAAAUGAAAAAUGCUCACUCUCGCAGUCUGUGGCCUGCACAUAUUCUUUAUUCCAAGAAAAGAAAAUGUCUUUGAUUAGCAUAGCUGAGAAGAGGAUUCUGCCUCUCACAGCAAUUGGCAUGCACUUAGCCCAAGCAGUGAAAGCUGGCUACCCACUGGAUAUGGAGAGAGCAGGCCUGACUCCAGAGGUUCAGAAGAUUAUUGUUGAUGUUAUCCGAAACCCUCCCGUCAACUCAGAUAUGAAUAAAAUUAAACUAAUUAGAAUGUUAGUUCCAGAAAACAUCGACACAUAUCUUAUCCACAUGGCAAUUGAGAUCCUUGAAAAUAAUCAUGACAGCAGACCGUUAUUCCAGCCUUCGUGUGAUUCCAACAAAAAGAGAUGUUUUCCCAACUCUGAAGAGAUCUGUUUGAGUUCUAAGAGAAACAAGGAAGAAGUUGUUGGAAUGCAUUCUGACAAUUUUUCAAUGAAAGAUAGAGAUCACAGACAUCCAAUAAAACCAACUUCCUGGAGUCAGCCAUCCAACUAUCCGGAAAAAGAAGAUUUAUUUUUAGAUUCUCAUUCACAGCCUGCAUCAUCAGAAGCCUCAAAAAGAAAAUUACCUGAAUGGUUUGCCAAAAGAAGUGAAACAUCAUCUGCCACCAGCAACAAAUCAAUGACCAAAACAAUAAAGAAAGGUCUUUUUAGUUAAGUUGGCAAUUACUAGAAUGACCUUGUGUGUCUUACUGUUUUAUAAGAGGAGAGAGCUAUAUUUUAUUUUUGAAAAGGGUUAGGAGUAAUAGUUUAGCUAAAAAAUUAUUCUAAUCCCAAAGUAAAACUCACCUGUAUAUUGAAGGACUGGCAUCUUAAAUUUUCACAGUUCAGAUAAAGUAUUUCAGUCUUCUCUCAAUCUAAGUGAAUAUAUCAUAAAAUAGAAUAUUAAAUUUUCUUUCAGAUUGAUUUUGGA